This is a messenger RNA of Phyllostomus hastatus (greater spear-nosed bat), 3477 nucleotides long. RefSeq names its product mohawk homeobox (gene MKX). NCBI's taxonomy places the organism in Eukaryota, Metazoa, Chordata, Mammalia, Chiroptera, Phyllostomidae. Gene Ontology annotation, molecular function: DNA-binding transcription factor activity, RNA polymerase II-specific; RNA polymerase II cis-regulatory region sequence-specific DNA binding. Gene Ontology annotation, biological process: regulation of transcription by RNA polymerase II; muscle organ development; cell development. Gene Ontology annotation, cellular component: nucleus. The transcript is spliced from 7 exons. The record is from RefSeq and is a predicted model, not a curated record. Bases 210 to 1268 code for a protein of 352 amino acids.
GCGACGGCGGUGGCGGCGGUGAGCGCGUUGGAGCCCGCGCGGAAAACAUGCGGCGGGGAUGGGAGUGAGCCUAGCCUCGACGCGGGAGAGCCAGCAGCCCUGCCGCCGGCCGCCGGCCCCACUCCCCCAGAACCCGAGCCCUGCGGAGCUCCCGGUGGCCCGGCUCCGAGGCUCUGUGGCCGCGCGGGGCGCCCCUGCCAAGCCACACCAUGAACACCAUCGUCUUCGACAAGAUCAACGGCGCCGUGCUUUUUGAAGACCACGGCGUUCCGGAGCGGGAGCUGGGCGGCCGGCCCUAUGGCGGCGUCCUGGACAGUCCCCAUGGCCGUCCCGAGAUGGGCAUUCCGGAAGGCCCACCCCUCAAGGACAACCUCGGCCUGAGACACCGAAGGACUGGGGCCCGGCAGAACGGCGGGAAGGUGAGGCACAAGCGACAGGCCCUGCAAGACAUGGCGCGGCCCCUCAAGCAGUGGCUUUACAAGCACCGUGACAAUCCGUACCCCACCAAGACCGAGAAGAUACUCUUGGCGCUCGGCUCGCAGAUGACGCUAGUGCAGGUGUCAAAUUGGUUUGCUAAUGCAAGACGUCGACUUAAGAAUACUGUUCGACAGCCAGAUUUAAGCUGGGCAUUAAGAAUAAAGUUGUACAACAAGUAUGUUCAAGGAAAUGCUGAGCGGCUUAGUGUAAGCAGUGAUGAUUCGUGUUCCGAAGAUGGAGAAAACCCUCCAAGAAGCCACAUGAACGAAGGGGGCUAUAAUAAUCCGGUCCACCAUCCUGUGAUUAAAAAUGAGAGCUCAGUCAUAAAGGCUGGAGUGAGGCCAGAGUCACAGGCCAAUGAGGACUACGUGUCACCCCCCAAAUACAAGAGCAGCUUAUUGAACCGUUACCUUAAUGACUCUUUGAGACAUGUCAUGGCCACAAAUGCUGCCAUGAUGGGAAAGACAAGGCAAAGGAACCAUUCGGGAUCUUUUAGUUCCAAUGAAUUUGAGGAAGAGUUAGUGUCUCCUUCAUCAUCAGAAACCGAAGGGAACUUCGUUUAUCGCACAGACACUCUGGAAAAUGGAUCCCAUAAGGGCGACAGUGCAGCUAAUAGAAAGGGAGCGAGCAAGGAUGACACGUACUGGAAGGAGAUCAACGCGGCCAUGGCCUUGACGAAUCUCGCACAAGGAAAAGACAAACUGCAGGGAACCACCAGCUGCAUCAUCCAGAAGUCUUCGCAUAUAGCGGAAGUAAAGACGGUCAAGGUGCCCCUGGUGCAGCAGUUUUAAUAGUUUGUCGCUUUCCAGAUCGAUGGCUGUCCUUCACACCAGUGUUUUUUCAUAAGUCCUCAUCUUAAGAGCUGAAGCAAGAGUGAAAAUGACUCCCUUUCAAACCUCUCUUUAUUUUUAAAUAUCCUGAAUAUAUCAUUCAGUUGCUUCUGUAAAAGACAUAAGUUAUAAAAAAACUUACUUUAAUCUAAAAUAUUAACUUAUUUUAUGUUACUCAAACUAUGCAUACAGUGUCUGCAUUGCCAUCACAGUAAGUGCCUUGCUUCCCCAAAAUAAGCUACAACGUGGGCACAGCAGAGCAGCUAUGCCUCAAAAUGACAACGCCGUAAUGCUUGCUAGUCUGUGUGUCAUCCCAGAUGGACCUGACCAGUCCAGGACUGAAACCAUAAUUGCCAAAGCCCUUGAAACACAUUCAACAAGUUACAUGUUAAAAUUUGGAAAUCUUUCAGCCCAAAUGAAAUUUUCCUUUAAGAAAAACGUCUGUCGUAUGUAAAAUUGUUCAGUGUGCUUUUCAGAGAGACAGUGAGACUUUUAUGCAUGCGUCUUGCCUGCGUAUCUGAUACAUUACAAACUUCCAAAAUGAAAGGAGCAGUGAUCACAUAAUGUGUAUAUUUAAGAAGAAUCGCAAUGACUACGUUGUGAUCAGAAAAACUUUCCAAGCACUUCUGGAAAGUACAAUGCCCUUCAGAAUCAAUUUGGAUUUUCUUUUUCUCAAGUUUUGCUGAAGUAUUACGUUUAUCAUAUAGAUAACAGGAAAUUUUCCUUUGUAGAACUAAACUUAUAGUUUAGUUUUAAAACAUAACCUUGUUUGCAUUAAAGUUCAGUUAUUUUUGUGGUGCAAAUUGUUUUUCAUAAAGAAUGGGUAAAAACCUUUUAUUUGGUUCACUUCAAAUUAAAUUGCUGAUGGGCAAUUUAUUUUGCAAUGAGAACAAGAUAAUGAAAGAAAUGUAUCUCUGUGAAUAUACAUAUACAUACAUAAAAUUGAUUUUAAAAUUUAAAACAUAUGGACAACAAAACAUUGAACAGUCUCUGAAUUAUGCCAAGUAGGAUAUAAAGUAAAAAUUAAGUGAAAUUGUGCAUUAAAAGAAAGAACAUUUUGUUUCUAAAUUAAGAUAUCAUUGAGUGAGAAUAAUCAAUAUCAUGAAAGAAGACUAUUUUUUUCAGUCAAACAAUCAUAUUCUAAUCAGCUUGGGGAGACUUGAAACUUGAAUAAGCAGUGGAGAUGCCAAAUAUAACAGCGUUUAUGUGCUACAGAGAAAUAAAAAGGAUUUGACCCUCUUAUGAGGGAUGAGUUUUUUGUGUAUGUAAUGUAUUUUGUAAUUUUUUAAAAAACUGGAAAGCAUUUUGUGAGUGUGAAUGAGAGCCAGUAAUGCAGCCAUUUGGUGACAUUUUUUUUUAUUUUGCAAAAUGCUUUUAAAACCAAAGGCUGCUCUAGUUGUUAUGUGGACAGUAUCAAUCUUGACAUAAAUUGUAGGACACUUUUUCAUGUAACAUAGCAUUUGGGAAUUGGGUUUAUUUAGUGUAAUUAAGAUAAUUUGAUAUAAAAAUAUUUUGUAUAUAUAUAUUUUUACUUUGUUUUCUAAAUUGCUGUUUGCAGUAACAGUAAGUGCAAAGCAAGAUAUGUAAGUUAUGACUGUAUGAUCAGAUGAAGUACAUGGUCUUUUAGUUUACAUCCUUAAGUACUUACAGAUCCGUAAUAAUAAAAACUGUUUCAUCUUUGUAAAACAAUUUUGCCACAAUGGGGUCAUAUCAAUGAUAACUAAAAACAAGUACUUCACUCUUUUUCAUACUACUAUAAGUUAUUCUGGUAUUAAAUAUUUUAAUAAAAUUGUUUCAUUUUGACAUAUUCCUGUUAGAUGAAUGGAUGCUGGUUGUUUUUCAUUUGAAUUAGCCAUAAUUCAUUUUUGCCAUUUAAAAAAAUCAACAAAUUUAUUCUAUGUUGUAAACUAUGGAUGACAAGCCAAUAAAGGACAGCUAUUCACAUAAUUUUUUUUAAAAUACAAACAUUUGGAGUCUAGCCUAUAAACACAUCAAGAAGUUUUUGUAAUUAGCACAUCCUUGGCAAUAUCUCCAAUUGUAAUUAUUUUUAAUUUUUUUUUCUCUUGCUGCUUUAACAUUCUCUGGAAACUAAAGUCCCCCCAGUCCUUUAAAAGAAUCUUGAACAACGCUGAGCCAGCAGCUGAAAAUCUAACUCAUAAUUUAUGUUGUA